AUGUCUUCUCAGCAUGGCUACGUUCAGGACCUUAUCACAGGACCACCGCUCACGAGUAUGGGCUAUAACAGACUUGGCAAAUCUGGGUUGAAAGUCUCGAAGAUCAUCCUUGGAGCCAUGUCAUACGGAAGCAAAGACUGGCGGAAGUGGGUGUUGGAGGAAGAUGAAGCUCUUCCUCUCCUCGAACACGCCUUCAAGGCUGGAAUAAACACAUGGGAUACUGCUGAUCUCUAUUCCAAUGGCGUCUCCGAAGAAAUUAUCGCAAAGGCACUAUCGACCUACAAGAUCCCUCGGGAACGCGUCGUAAUCAUGACCAAAUGCCGUUUUGCUAUAAGUGGUCCAGAUGAACAUCAACUUUCUCCAUAUGCUGCCACAGUCAAUGAUGGUGAGAUGGUCAACAGAGUCGGCCUAUCACGCAAGCACGUAUUUGACGCAGCAAAAGCGAGUGUCCAAAGACUCGGCACGUAUAUCGAUGUGCUUCAAAUCCAGCGCAUGUAUCCAGAUGUCCCGCGUGAAGAGAUCAUGAAGGCUUUGAAUGACGUGGUGGAAUCGGGAUUGGCACGAUAUAUUGGAGCGAGCUCUAUGCCUGCUUGGGAGUUUCAAGCGUUGCAGAAUGUGGCUCGAGAGCAUGGUUGGCAUCAGUUCAUUUCUAUGCAGAACUAUUACAACCUUCUUUACCGAGAAGAGGAGCGAGAGAUGAUACCCUACUGCAAACAUGCGGGGGUAGGAUGCAUUCCUUGGUCCCCCAACGCCCGUGGUGUUCUGGCCCGUCCCUGGAACGGCAUAGACGCAGGCACUUCCAUUCGAAGUCAGCACGACGCCACCAUCAGAAAGCUUUACGAGGACGGUAAUGGGAUGGAUAAGGCCACCGUUGAUAUAGUUGAGGAAGUUGCUAAGGCAAGAGAAGUACCAAUGGCAGUGAUCGCAACCGCAUGGUGUCUGCACAAGGGCGUCAACCCAAUUGUAGGACUGAACAGCAAGGAACGUAUUGACGAGGCGGUAUUGGCUGCCAAGAUCAGAUUGACGGACGACGAGAUCUCAAGACUUGAAUCGGCAUAUGAACCCAAGGCUGUGACUGGAUACUAG
Messenger RNA from Fusarium coffeatum, 1086 nucleotides. RefSeq lists its product as uncharacterized. The coding region runs from base 1 to 1086 and encodes 361 amino acids. The record is from RefSeq and is a predicted model, not a curated record. Lineage: Eukaryota; Fungi; Ascomycota; Sordariomycetes; Hypocreales; Nectriaceae. The transcript has 4 exons.